AUGGCCCCCCCAGUUUCUCUUACAUCCUACCCUACAAGAAGACAGCGGUCGUUCAGCUCCAACUCCUUUACGGUACCAAGUUUACACAGCAAACCCAGUGCUAGUGAGAUGCUGGAGAACUCAGUGUUCUGUGAAGACAAUGAAGAACCAAGGCUGCAACAUGAUAAAUUCAAGUUUGGCUACCUUGCAAAAAUGCUGGAUGAUCUACAAGCAACUGGUUUCACACUGGAUGAUAUACCCUUCAGGAUUAAAAAUAUAUAUCACAGUUAUUCACUAGCUGCUGCACAAAAGCAAAGUCUUGAAUGUAGCAAAGCCAACUUCAAAGGGAUUACUGAAAAAGUUCUGGACAAGGAAUGUAUUAAAUUUAAUGCUUACUCUCUGUCUUCCCAUUUUAUACAACUUGAUGCAGCCUUUCAAUUGAACAAUUAUGGGUUUUAUAUAACGAUGACAUUUGGAGCUACAUCAGCAGCAGGUCUGUUUCAAUGGGAGCAAUCUGCAGAGACUGUCUCUUUUGCGCCCAUUGUCCCAGUUACACUUUUCUGGACAACCGUUCUGUGCACCUUUGCAUUUCCUCUCUCACUGCUUGUCCAAGAGGAAAUUAAGGAGUUGCGCAACACAUUAGAGCAAUGUGUCCGAAAUGCAGAUCAGAACGAAUGCACAGCUACGGGGCAGAAGGACAAUGCUCCAGUCGAUGCUUCUACGGAAACAAUCGGAAAGCAUGCUAGACCUGGAGGUGGAGAGCCCAAUGUAGAUUUAGAGAGUGACAAAGUUAAUACACCAAGAUGUAAAUGCGUUAUGUGCAUGCCAAAGGCAAUGCAGUACUUCACGUUUUGCGUUCUCUUUCUUCCCCCGGUCUUUUCGGUCAUUGCAAUCAUUCUGUGCAUGGUCACUCUGAUUUCCCUCAUGAAAGCAACUGAGUCCGUCACGACAUUCCACAUAGCAGUUACAGUCUGCAUUCCGAUCAUAGCGCCACUUCUCAUCGCUCUUGUAUGGCUUCUUUACCGCAGGUCGGGAUUGACUCGCUUGUUAGAGCUAAAGAAAAUGCAGGAUGCACGGAAUUAA
Messenger RNA from Fomitiporia mediterranea MF3/22, 1062 nucleotides. RefSeq lists its product as uncharacterized. The transcript has 7 exons. Lineage: Eukaryota; Fungi; Basidiomycota; Agaricomycetes; Hymenochaetales; Hymenochaetaceae. The record is from RefSeq and is a predicted model, not a curated record. Bases 1 to 1062 code for a protein of 353 amino acids.